Didymodactylos carnosus is the source of this 660-nucleotide messenger RNA. The record is from the annotation of a GenBank genome assembly. NCBI's taxonomy places the organism in Eukaryota, Metazoa, Rotifera, Eurotatoria, Philodinida, Philodinidae.
AUGCAGGAUAUAAGUAUGGCAAAAUAUGAACGUCAUUGUUCAAACAAAUUACGAUCAAAAAAUGUGACAAUUCGACAUCAAUUAGAUCAUCAACAAAGUCAGUCAUUGAAAUUUUAUAAUAAAAAUAAUAAUAAACAUCGUCCACAUCCUCCGAUAAUGAAAUCAAAUGAUGGUGAUUUUAUGCCAAUAGCUUCAUCAACACUGUGUGAAGAUAAUAAUAGACAACAAUCAAACUCAUUUAUAUCGAUACAACAUUCAAGUCCAAUUAAUACUUACUAUUUAAAAGAAUGUACAAAAACACAUGAUUUGUUCAAACAAACACCAUCAACUUCUACUGUAGUUUCAAUAUCACCCACAAUUAAUUUUAAUUUUAACGUUCGAUCGUGUAGUACACCAAUUCAUCAUUCGACAACAUUUACUCAACAUGUUCAAUAUUUAAGACGAAAAAUUUUACAUGGAUGUAAUAAACAUUCAACAUAUUUAAAUAAAAAACAACGAAUAUCAGAUUCAUCACAUCAUAAAUUUACACUAUCACCGUUAGAAAAACGAAGUAGAAAAACAACAGUAACUCUAUCGUCGUUUAAUCAACAACUUUUAAAUUUUACUUUUAAUGAGAAAGUACGACAAUAUAAUAAAAAUUUAAAAGUAUGGAUUUUAUAA